AGAGAUAUAAAGAAAUUUCAAUUAAAGCUAUAAAAAUUAUUAGCUAUUUUAAUACAUCUACUUACUUUUUAGGGCAACUUCGUAAUCAGCAAAUGCAUCUUUAUAACGGAAAAGCUUAUGCUUUAACAUCACCUUGUAUUACAAGAUGGAAUAGUUUCUAUAAUAGCUUUCAUA
Molecule: messenger RNA, 174 nt
Organism: Ambispora leptoticha
Lineage: Eukaryota; Fungi; Glomeromycota; Glomeromycetes; Archaeosporales; Ambisporaceae
Source: the annotation of a GenBank genome assembly